Chlamydomonas reinhardtii is the source of this 1267-nucleotide messenger RNA. RefSeq lists its product as uncharacterized. The transcript is spliced from 7 exons. The coding region runs from base 40 to 987 and encodes 315 amino acids. NCBI's taxonomy places the organism in Eukaryota, Viridiplantae, Chlorophyta, Chlorophyceae, Chlamydomonadales, Chlamydomonadaceae. The record is from RefSeq and is a predicted model, not a curated record. Gene Ontology annotation, molecular function: protein binding.
GGAGAAGGUUGCAUCUCAAGCGCUGAAACAAAAUAAAGGAUGAACUUCAACGACGGACAGGCGCUCAGUCGCAGCUUCCAAGACUUCGCUAGGCAGCCAGGUGUCGCAGCGCUGGUGGAGCAGGCACAGCGCGAGGAGCUGAGCCAAGUGCUGCAGCAGCAGGAUGCGGCGUUGAUGGAGGAUCUGAGGUGCAAGGUCGACGCUGCUGACGCUGCCACCAGAGCGGCGCUAGCCCCGUACCUCACCAUCCCAGUCCUGGCACGUCUUGUGGGCAGCCUAUUCAAUGACCCGGGCACCGACGUGGCGGCGUGGGCGGCCAACCCCCAGGUGCAGUCCAUGCUGCGGCGGGCGCGGCGCAUGCUGCAGCGGGGCGAGGUCAGCGAGCAGCAGCUGGAGGCGGCGCUGCUGACAUACCUCAAGGGCCCGGACAACCCGGGGCGUGCGGAAUUCAAGCAGCUAGCCACACCGCAUCUGGCCAACGCCACGCCCGAGCAGCUGGCGGCGGCGCUCAAUGAGCAGCUAGAGGAGCGGCAGCAGGGAAAUGCGGCCUAUCGGGCCGGUGACAUGCAGGCGGCGCUGCGACACUACACAAGAGGGCUGGCGGUGCUGCGUCUUCUCCGGCCGGCGGGGCCGCAGGAUCAGGCGUUGUUGCAGGAGGCUGCGGUGGGCCUGCAGCUGAACAGCGCGGCGGCGCAGCUGGCUGCGGGCGCCGCCGGCACGUGUGUGGACCUGUGCAGCGAGGUGCUGGCGGCGGCGCCGGGGCACCCGACAGCGCUGAUGCGGCGGGCGCGGGCGCACGUGGUGCGGCACGACUACCAGGCUGCUGAGGCGGACCUGCGCGCGGCGGAGGUGGCGGACGCGGCGGCUGGAGGCGCACGUGCUGCGGAGCUACGGGGCCUGUGGGCAGAGCUACGGGCGCAGCGGCAGCGGGAUCGCCAGGCGGACCGGGGCGUGUGGGGGCGCGUGUUUGCGCCGCCACCGUCAUGAGCUUGUGUCGUGUGGGCGUUGGGCCGGGGACUUUCAGUUGGCACGCCGGCAGACUUCCAGAGUGCAGUCAGCUGGCAAGGCGGCAGGAGCCUGAAGGUCAGGCAGCUGGGCCGCAGGAGCCGGGACGAACAUAUCGGAUGAUGUGCGUGUGCGUGUGCGCCAAACAAACGCAAAGGUACACGUGUGGCUCGGGAGUCGGGACAGCCUGGGGGCGAUGCUGGUUGGCGCAGUGACAGAGACAGGGCAUUCAUCUGUGCAUGCCCCCACUUAAGUCAGGGCC